Molecule: messenger RNA, 306 nt
Organism: Xyrauchen texanus (razorback sucker)
Lineage: Eukaryota; Metazoa; Chordata; Actinopteri; Cypriniformes; Catostomidae
Product: cytochrome c oxidase subunit 5B, mitochondrial
Exons: 3
Coding region: 1-306 (101 amino acids)
Biological process (GO): mitochondrial electron transport, cytochrome c to oxygen
Cellular component (GO): mitochondrial envelope
Source: RefSeq, a predicted model, not a curated record
AUGAUUGACACCUUGUUUAUAGGCAUUCCCACAGACGAUAAGCAGGCAACCGGUCUGGAGAAGAUCGUGUCACAAGCUGCAAAAAAAGGAGCUGACCCUUAUAAAAUGUUAAAACCAAAGGAGUACGCUGGCUCCAGACAAGACCCCCAUCUCGUUCCCUCCAUCACCAACAAGAGGAUUGUUGGCUGUGUUUGUGAGGAGGACAACACUGCAGUGGUUUGGUUUUGGUUGCAUCAGAGAGCUGCCCAGCUUUGCCCAUGCUGUGGUGCUUUCUACAAACUUGUUCCACAAAAGUUACCGCACUGA